Molecule: messenger RNA, 1584 nt
Organism: Prunus dulcis (almond)
Lineage: Eukaryota; Viridiplantae; Streptophyta; Magnoliopsida; Rosales; Rosaceae
Product: plant UBX domain-containing protein 4
Exons: 4
Coding region: 96-1367 (423 amino acids)
Biological process (GO): membrane fusion; Golgi organization; proteasome-mediated ubiquitin-dependent protein catabolic process
Cellular component (GO): nucleus; cytosol
Molecular function (GO): ubiquitin binding
Source: RefSeq, a predicted model, not a curated record
CGUGGAGCACAAAUGCCUUCUCUCUCUCUCACAUCACACUCUGCAGUCCGAAGUCUUGGAGAGCAAUCAAAGAAUCCGAUCAAGAGUGGAACGCCAUGGAAACCGAAGCUCAAGAAUCCAAUCCCCAAAACGACGCCGUAAUCAACUCCUUCUGCGAGAUCACCUCCGCCUCCAAACAAGAAGCCCUCUUCUUCCUCGAAAGCCACAACUGGGACCUCGAUGCCGCCGUUUCGACGUUCUUGGACAACAACACCGUCGCCGUCUCAGUCGACGCGCCCACCAACGCCGGCUCGUUUCCAAUCCCGGCCUCCCACUCACUCUCGCCAUCGCCCUCACACUCGCCCAACUACUCUCCUUCACAGUCGCCGCCGCGCUCUCGCUCGCCGUCUCCGACUCCCUCUCGUGCUCCCUACCAGCUUCGAUCGAAGCGCGCCGCCUCCAGUGGGGCCCAAGACAAAGCUGAUACCAAGCCGCCUUCUGCGAGCCGUCCACGUGGCAUACGCACGCUUUCCGAUCUGAAUCAGCCGGCAAAGGGUGGGUCCGGCAGUGAUUCGGAUGAGCCCCAGGAGUACUACACUGGUGGCGAGAAAAGCGGAAUGCUUGUCCAAGACCCUACCAAAGGCAGUGAUGUGGAUUCAAUUUUCAGUCAAGCUAGACAGUUAGCGGCCGCCCAGGGACCUAUAGAUCCCCAUCAACCUUCUUCAAGCUCAAAAAGUUUUACUGGAACAGCUAGACUGCUUUCAGGGGAGACUGUUCCAACUGCUGCACCUCAGCCACCUGAAGUUGUUAUUCACACCAUUACUUUCUGGAGGAAUGGGUUUUCUGUAGAUGAUGGUCCGUUGCGGAGGCUGGAUGAUCCUGAAAAUGCACCUUUCUUGGAAAGCAUCAAGAAGUCUGAGUGCCCAAAAGAACUUGAACCAGCCAAUAGGAGGACUGCUGUUCAUGUUAAUCUUAUGAGGCGGGAGGAAGAAUACCCUGAACCAGUGAAGCGGCAUGUUGCUUUUCAGGGUGUUGGAAGAACUUUAGGUGAGAGCAGCUCUACCUCUGCUGCAGCUACCUCUGAGUUAAUUGCUGCUGAUCUUCCCCUAAGAGCUGCUCCAUUGCCCACAAUGGGCUUAACUGUGGAUCAGUCAUUACCGUCAACCUCUAUUCAGCUAAGGUUAGCAGAUGGUACACGUAUGGUAUCUCGCUUCAACUACCACCAUACAAUUAGAGACAUCCAUGCUUUUAUUGAUGCAUCAAGACCUGAUGGGGCAAGAAGUUACCGAUUGCAGACGAUGGGGUUCCCUCCGAAACAGCUCUCUGAUCUGGACCAGACAAUAGAGCAGGCUGGUAUAGCCAAUUCUGUUAUUAUCCAAAAACUCUAGGAGGUUGCACUCCUCAAUUCCGGAGCCAUGUUCAAGUACAUGUGUCCUAAACACAGAUCUAUUUUUCUGUGAUGAAUUUAUGUUAUAUGUAAGGAAUUUGAAAAAUUAGCUACGAAACCAUUCAACAACCGGUUUAUGCUUUUUGAUGCAAUGACUAUCUGUUUUUGCAAAGCAUACGAAGUAGAGUUUUCAUUUGAUGAGAUGCCUUUCAUUUAAA